Phaedon cochleariae (mustard beetle) is the source of this 747-nucleotide messenger RNA. The record is from the annotation of a GenBank genome assembly. Lineage: Eukaryota; Metazoa; Arthropoda; Insecta; Coleoptera; Chrysomelidae.
AUGGCGGGCGAGCAUAAUGUCGACUCAGAGCUCGUCAAUAAAAGCGAGAAAACGGACAGAAUAAAAUGUUCGCAUUGUAAAAAAGUUGUUGUGAAGUUCAUUAAAUGUGCCAAGUGCGACUUUGAUUAUCAUCCAGCAUGUUUUGUGCAAUCCGGCGAGGCCAAAAAUGCAUCCUGCGUGCACGUGCCGAAGGAAGUUCCGGACAGCAACGAUGUAAAUGAACCCAUAGGCCAUGGUGAGCACUCACAUCAAGAAAUAAAUCUGCUGAAGAGAAUUAUCCUGGAGCAGGAAGAAAAAUUCAAGAUCCUCAUGGAUAAUAACAAAUUACUACAAGAAAAUGCAGUGUAUCUGAAAACAAUAAUAGAAUCUCUAGAAAAAACCGUGCAAUCCUAUAACAAGGUAGGCCAAGAAAAAAAUCAGCAAAAAAGCGCCAGUUCAGCAUCAACAUCAACAACCUUGAAAGCAGAAAACUCCAUGAAACAACGGACCGAUUGGUGCGAGCUCGCUGACAAUGGAACAUCAAAACCACGGAUGGAUUCUGAGGCAAGCCAUGGAACCACAAAUUCGGGGAUCUCUCCCCCUUUUGCUGCAGGAAACUAUGCCAGCAUUGGCAAUGUCGAUGAUUUGGACAGAAGAAAUUGGAUUAGAGUAAUCGAUGUCGUGAAAUUAGAUGACGUAAUGUGUAGAGAGAACAGUUCUCCUUUAUUUGUAACUAUCAUGGAUAUUACAAAUAUUUAUAUAAACUGA